Messenger RNA from Sclerotinia trifoliorum, 2686 nucleotides. NCBI's taxonomy places the organism in Eukaryota, Fungi, Ascomycota, Leotiomycetes, Helotiales, Sclerotiniaceae. The record is from the annotation of a GenBank genome assembly.
CCUCUUAUACCUUUUGCUUUUCAACGUCUACAUCUGACAUGUAUAAGCAGUAAGAAUAAACUACGAGACCAUAAUCGAGUGGUAAACAACUAGGGAUACAAUAUCAAUCGUUAGCCAAGACUUACAUCUAUGGCAAACCAGAUGUACGCUUUCACGCAGCCAUGUCCAACAUCAACCGUGCCAAUACCACAGCCAAGGGUUAGACGCUCUCGUGCGAGUAAACCAAAGGUCAAAACAGGCUGUUUGACUUGCAAGUAUGUUCUCCGUCACUCUUCGAGUCUUUUCCAUUCGAGCAAUAUACUGAACGUAAUUCAGGUCAAGAAGAGUCAAAUGCGACGAAGCAAAACCGGGAUGUUUGCGAUGUGUUCGAUUCGGACAUAAAUGCGAAGGCUACGCUUAUCUUCAGAAAUCCAAUGUGAAGCCCACCAUUAUAACUAACAUCGCACCCCGAGCGCUCAUACCGAGAACUGGAUAUGUGUCCAUUAGCCCCGCCAUAUCUCCCACUUCUGCGGCUUCAACGUCAUCUUCCAUUUUAUCACAGCCAGAAGUUUCUGUUCCUCCACCAUCAACGUGGAGAAACAAGAGCGCAGAGGAAUGUUUUCGAAAUUUCGUGAGAGAAAUUACAGGGAGUUCGGGGCACUUCGAGGUUUGGCGGGGUCUUAUAUUCUCGGGUUGUCAAUCUUCCUCCCUCGCUUUUGAUGCAGUGCACAUGAUUGGGUCUCUUGAUUUACGGCCAAAGAAUCGAGAGGUUCAAAUAGGUACCUUUAGACACAUGUCUAGUUAUCGCGAGUAUUGUAAUACGAAAUGUUUGACGAGGAAGAGGACAGUACCAUUUUCCGAGGGCCCAGGAAUGGGUGUAGGAAUCAUUGACAUUGAUGUGGAUAGCAGAACAACGCUCAUCACCCACCUUCUUUCUAAUAUGAUGGGUAGCGGCAAUGAAGUAGUCAGUCAGGAAAGAGUUUCAACUAUGUAUUUGGGGCUAAGAGCACUACGUGAGUGGGUGGCUAGGACAUAUAUACCCCAAGGUGGUCAUCUAGGAUCAAUGUCCGAAAAUACUUGUUUGAAGUGCUUUCGUCGCUUGGAAUUGAGAGUCCUACGAUAUACAGAUACAAUACCAGAACAUGCGAAGAGGCCAAGUCUAGGCGAGCUAGAUAUUGAAAUGAUGCCAGGCCGGUUUUCUAAUCUCAAAGAGGCGAAGAAUGAUUUGGAAAGGAUUAUAAUGAAAAGUAUGGAGUGGCUUGCUUCGACUCUCAAACGACAUGAUUUUUCUACCAUUCACAACGACCAGGAUGAUAAUUCUCGGAAUAAUGGACUCUUCUUUGAUAUUGACCCUAAAUUCGAAGAGGAGAAGAGAACCUUGAGAGAAUACGAACGCUGGGAUCGAUCUUUCUCGCCUCUUUUUGAAGAGCGCCGAAAACAAUACCAGUCUAGCGAUAAGUUUCACUGCGACAAAGAUUCGGAUUUGUUAAUAGCAUAUUUAUUAAGGAUAAACUGGUUAUCUGGAUACAUCUUAAUCACCUCAUCUAACCAUCUCAAUAACCUGGAAGUUGGUGAAGGAAGGUUUUCCGCACAACUGCAGGAAUUGAAGGAAAUUGCAAAGAGACUGGGAUCGACACCGAGUUGGAAAAGCGCUCUAGAAGAAAGCGGAGAUUUUGAGCUGGCAACAGUUAUACCAUCGAUGGUUGUGGGCUGGGAGACACGGGAUCGAGAUUUGCGGAGAAUCGCUGUUUCUAUGUUAUUAAGAGGCAAAAAAUACGCUUCUUCGAGAGUUGGUGGAAUGCAAGGGUUUUCUGGUGCUGUGGGGAAAGUCAUGGAGAGGUUGGUAGAGAUAGAAGAGGAUGGUCCUGAGGUGAAUACGGCGCUAGGACGGACAACAUCUGUGGCAGAAGCGACCAAGUGUAAAAAUAUUGAGAUAGGGUAUGAUGCUAUAGCGAGAGUCGCGUAUAUGAGGUGCUGUAAAGAUGAUUCGGCCAUGCGGGGUUUGGCGGUAUUCGAGGGACGGAGGGAGGUUAUUAUCCAUUGUUAGCUGGAGCGUGUUUUGAUUUUUAUUAUGAUGGACGAAUGGUAGGAAUAAAGUCCAAAAUAUUAUAAUGAUGGGACUGGCGUUGGAUAUGUUGGUGGCAGGGGGAAUGGUGAAUUUGAGUGGCUAUUUUGAUGAUCAUUCCAACUCUAAUCUCAGACUAAAACCACACGAAAGUCUUCAAGUUAACAGUACUUAACUUUCCAUCCAUUCGCUUCCAAAACCUACUCGUUAAAGGCAAAUUAAACACAAAUUUUCUCCCAUUCGUACCAAAUCAACGAAUAGUGCCUAGGCACGGGUCACUUAAGCCAAGAAUGAUAGGGUGACAACUACUCCAACUAAUCCAAGGUAAGUGUCGCGCUAGCUAGAUAAGCAACAGCGACAAAACAUCUAGCGAUUAAUAUAGACGCGUGUUCUAUCAACUAGACACAUAUAUAAUAUAAAAUUCGGAGAAACAAGUUCUCAUUAACAAUCUAGCAUCAAUCAUCAAUAUUCAACAUCACAAUGUUGAAUUCAACCAAAUUCUUGUUAAAAGACCUGGUGGGACUAAUCCGCAGUCGCAAGCCUCAGACACACGCUAUUCGUGCAUGGAAAGCCUAUAACAGCCCUAUAAUCUGCCUUGGCGGAUAGUUGUGGCCUGUGAUCGCACAGCCGUAGCUCUAGCUU